This is a messenger RNA of Aspergillus neoniger CBS 115656, 1548 nucleotides long. RefSeq names its product Zn(II)2Cys6 transcription factor. Gene Ontology annotation, molecular function: DNA-binding transcription factor activity, RNA polymerase II-specific; zinc ion binding. Lineage: Eukaryota; Fungi; Ascomycota; Eurotiomycetes; Eurotiales; Aspergillaceae. Gene Ontology annotation, biological process: regulation of DNA-templated transcription. The transcript has 2 exons. The coding region runs from base 1 to 1548 and encodes 515 amino acids. The record is from RefSeq and is a predicted model, not a curated record.
AUGGCUUCAGAACUAGCAAAAUUGGCUAAGCGUACCAGGGCGAGCAAACCAAGGACGAAGUCCGGAUGUUUGACCUGCAAGAUCCGACAUGUCAAAUGUGAUGAACAAAAGCCAGAAUGCAGGCGAUGCACCAGCACCGGUCGUAAGUGCGAUGGUUAUGGCCAACCGCGCCCGAACAAAUCGCGAAUACCGGAGGUGCAACACCCCGCCAUCGGCUCCGACCAUCGUGUCGUCCUGCGUCCCGGAACCACUGAGGAGCGGCAUUAUGUGCAUUUCUUCUGUACGCAGACCACCCGCGCGUUCGCAGGCAUCUUCGAUUCGGACUUCUGGAACCAUUUCUUACCACAGCUCAGUCAGGCGGAGCCGGUAGUCCGUCAUGCAGUCGCGGCGGUGAGCGCCGUUCACGAGGGCUUCCUUGUGCAGGCCGGGAAUCGUACCAAGGAGAUAGAGGGUAACAGAGACGCAUUCGCGUUACAGCAGUACAAUAAAGCGAUCAAAUUUCUGUUAGAGUAUCUCGCUUCACCUGAUCAGAAGCGGGGCCUGACAUUGAUCACUUGUUGCCUUUUCGUGUGUCUAGAAAUGCUGAAAGGGAAUAAUAAGCAAGCUCUAGACCAUCUGGAGGCAGGAUUGGUUAUCUUCCAACAGCAGAGGGCACUGGACUUUCCCGCUGGCGUAGUUUCGGAUCUGUCUCACCUUCUCACCAGACUAGAUAUUCAAUUAUCUCUUCACGGACGCGCCAUGGCUCCUCGAGGGAUCAACGGAGGAGCUGAAGGCUCACCGAUGAGCGCAGAGUAUGACUGGAAGGAUAUUUUAGAUGCUCGACAUUCCCUGGAUGAUCUAAUGAAUACAACAAUGCGCUUCAUCAGGAUGGCAGGCUACGAAAGGACCACGGAUCGCACCUUUCUUCAGCUGCGGCAGGAUAUGCUGAAGCGAGAGCUGAGUGCCUGGAAUGCCCGCUUCAACAGAUUCCUGAAAGGGGGACGCAAGAAGUUCAAAAGAGCCGAAUCACGUGUGACAUCUUUGCUUCGUGUCCAAUACAUGGUGACGUUGAUAUGGAUGAAAACAUGUUUGGCUGGCGAUGAGAUGGUCUUUGAUUACUAUAAGCCUGGGUUCGAGGAACUCGUACACCAUGCCGCGGAAUUUCUACGGCCCGACAGAGGCCGUGAGCGGAAAACAACAUGCUCUCCUCCGGGAUACUUUACACUAGAAGCCGGAAUAAUUCCACCUUUGUACUAUACAGCGACCAAAUGUCGUGAUCCGUUGGUCCGUCGUGAAGCCAUCAGGCUUUUGCACACCUGUCCUCAGAAGGAGGGGAUGUGGCAUAUGAAGCUGCUCGCGAAGGUGGCGGAGUUGGUCGUGGCUGUGGAAGAGGCCGCCUGGUCAACCAUUCCGGUAGAACAUAGAAUCCCAGCAGUCACGAGCCGCGUGUACGAUGCGAUCAUGCCGGAAGCGAUUGAGAGAAGUCCGUGUCAAGUCAUCCUGCGGUUAAUGCCCGAGGGCCCAACAAGGGGUUCGCGGACCAGGGUAGAGUAUGUCGAAUGGGCUUAG